AAUAGAAAAAUGGCUGCUUCCAUAAAGAUGAUAGUUAUGAUACGAGAAAAUUGAUAUAAUAAGAUAUAUGAGAUAUAAAGAAAAGCGCCUGUUUAAAUAUGUCAGAACCAGUCAAAAAGAAAAGAAUAAGGUCAUCAGAUUUAUUGAAAAGUUCAAGGUGUGUUGGAGAAUCCAAAUAUGACUUUUCCAAAAUAAUACAACUAAAAGGAGCUGCUGGCAGGGAUGUUUCAAAGAAAGGAAGACCUGAAGGUAUUACAUCAACUUCAAUAUCUUCACAAGAAACCUCCAGCACAAGCACAAUUCCUGUAGAUGCAACAUUCCCAACUACCAACAUGACAAGCACAAUUGCACAUGAACAAGAUAUAGAACUUAUGCAGACUGAAGAAAUUAUAGGAAAUGAAGAUCAGAACAGUAUUUGUUUUCUCUCACAAGAAGAAACAUACCGUAACUUGUUGAAAGAACACAAUAGCAUUUAUUGUGUAGAUGAUUUGUUCAAGACAUUUGUUCUGAAAGAGUUUGACAAUCAAAGAUUACGACUGAAGACAUCACAAUUUUUAUUUGUUUCAAGACGAGCCAUGUCAUUCAUGGGCGAUUUUCAUUUUGUUUAUACCUGUUCUUGUGAUACAGCUGCAAGUGACUUGAUCCACUGUUGUGGUGCGCAGAUGGAUGUCCCUUUUGAUGAGUUUAAAACAAGGAUUCCAGGUUGUAUACACACAAAUGUAGUUGCUGCAUUGCUGGAGCAAUUUGAUGCCCAGAAUAUGAUAGAUCCUUCCAACUUUGAUGAAACAGAUGAUUAUACAGACACCAAUGUAACAGAUGGGAAUCAAGCUGCAGAAGAAGAAAUAGUUGAAAUGGAAGAUGGUCUAUUUCUUAUCAAAUCACCAAAAGGUAUGGGAAUUGUUGAUGGGACUAAAUGUAUCACUUGCAAUGCUAAUGUUGUGAAAUGUAUUCAUCUGACCAUUUUCUUGAACACUCAUCAUGCUCAUGGAGAACAAGAAAAGCAAAGUAGAAUUGGAAAAACUUACAAACAAAGAUGUUAUUCAAUGGCCCGCAUACCUUUCCAUUCUACUGUAACAAUGCAAGAAACAUACAAGAAAGCUCUGGCAGAUAGAUUUUCUUUUGAAAAUGAUAUUAUUAAGUUAAAACCAGAAGCAGAAGUUUGUGACAGUUGUGGUUCCCAUCUUGUAGAGAAUGAACAAACCAGUAGAGCUAGCCUGUUUGUAAUGAACCAGAUCUUUGAUGCAAUUGGUAAGCUUAAUGCAUAA
Mytilus trossulus (common blue mussel) is the source of this 1265-nucleotide messenger RNA. RefSeq lists its product as uncharacterized. The record is from RefSeq and is a predicted model, not a curated record. The coding region runs from base 99 to 1265 and encodes 388 amino acids. The transcript has 7 exons. Lineage: Eukaryota; Metazoa; Mollusca; Bivalvia; Mytilida; Mytilidae.